Porites evermanni is the source of this 24107-nucleotide messenger RNA. The record is from the annotation of a GenBank genome assembly. NCBI's taxonomy places the organism in Eukaryota, Metazoa, Cnidaria, Anthozoa, Scleractinia, Poritidae.
AUGCUAUCGUGGCGGUUUCUCCGGGUUGUUGGGAGAGCGCCCUCUAUACUUUUCGUUGCACGGAACAACCGUUCUUUAGUUGCCAAGGCUUUUUUGACGAGAUCAUUAGCAAUGUCCUCGGAAAAUGGAGGCGCACCGACCGACGAAAAAGCCGCUCCUUUAGGGUAAGACGCGAAGUUGGUUUCUCUUGCAUCAUGUUUUAAUAUUAAUUGAUCGAUCAUUUAUUCCAUUGAUUGUUCAUUUUUUGGGUUUCAGUCCGGAUGGAAAGCCAUUGUCUAAAAAUGCUUUGAAAAAACUUGAGAAAGAGAAAGAAAAAGAGAGGAAAAAGGCCGAAAGGGAGGCGAAGCAGGUUGGAAAAAUUCUUAAUAGUAUGACCUUAAUAAUUUUGCUAUUAUCGGUUUAGCACGCGGGGAUUGUAAAGUUUGCCCAAAAAUAGGAUUAAAUAUCGAAAGUGGAACAGUCUUUGUGAUAAGCGAAAGGUGGGUAAAUACAUUCAGUAUUUAUUUGAUAAAAUUUCGUCUUUGCUUCCACUGAGUUUUUUUAAAAAGUUGCUAACAAUUGAAACCAAUACUCAGCGAAUGGGCGAUCAGUAUGGAUUCUUUUGUUUGAAUUUUUGUCAAGGAAUUUUUUAAAUAUCUUGUCAUUUUUUUGGAAUACAGUUCCAUGGUUGGUCACAUAAUGCUCUGACAGAUUAUGUUUUUAUAUAAAAUGAGUGUUAUGCUUUUUGGCCUCACCCAUGAAACCUAGGUUGCUCAAAAUUAUGCUUGCCUGGAGGAAUUAUGCUUCUAAUAUUGUGUGGAAUUAAAAUGAAGCAGACAGUCUGACUUUACAGAGAGGUGGGUGGGGAUGAACCAAAAAGAAAUGGUUUUCUAGAAAUAUAUUAAUGACUGGUUUUGUUUUGUGUCUAGGCUGAGGAGGCUGGCGCAAAAGAUGCAGAGGUAAGAUCUUUACUCCGUGGGAGGGGAUGCUCCUGGAAAAUUCCGAUGGGGUGUGCGGCUUCCUGGAACUCGUACCCUACAUACAUGUAUUAGACCAAAAUACAUGAAGAUGAUGUUCCCUUUUCUGUAACAGAGCUGAACCACUCUUCUUGUUAAAAGAUACCCAGCAAAAAAAAUAUUUCAUUUAUAUAUCCAAUUCCAGCCCUGUUUCCAGGGAAAACAAUGCUUUUGUUUGUCAUUCUAAGAAAAUUUCACUAUUGUUUUGAAAAGUUUAAGAUUUGUGGGUUAACUAAAUCAAAAAAAAUUCCCACACCUUUCAGAGUCGUCUGCAUAAUUACGUACUUGGCCUGUAGAUGUUAGUUAUAAUAAGGUGCAAUUCUCACAGAAAAAGUCCAUCCUUUGGGCAACAGGACAUUACACCCUAGGAACACACUUAACAGACUCAAAGAAAAAGUGAUACAUGGUUGUGUACCCGCUUGUAUCAGGUUCUGGUGACCGAUUAGAAGAUUGCGCAGGCCAAUAAUCGGCAACAGCAAUUAUUGUUAUUAAGUCAGUAGAUCAUAAAGCAACUCAGGGGAGUGAUGAUGACCCAUGUUUGACACAUAAGGGAGCUUUUGCAAUGAUGGCAGCAAAGGCAAUGAGGAUGUCAAAAAAACAUUACAAAUUAAUGUAGGUUUAACAAGCAAAUCAACAAACUCUGCACUGCAGCACACUUUCUUGUUCAUUUCAUUUCAUUUGCUGUCAAUGCAUGACUACAAUGUGAAAUUCCCUCACAGUACAUUAUUUUUAUGGAGGACUUAAACACUACACAAUAAAAUUUUUCUCUCUUUCUUAACUUAGCUUUGGUACCCAAGAAUUCAAUUCCAGGGAAAUUAACUUGCAUUUGACAUUUCAAGGCACUUGAAAUAAUCACAAAAACUUUGAAAAAAUGGGAAACGUUUUUAUAGUGAUGUAUUUGCUGCUAUCGCUGUCAUCAUUGCUUAGGCUUUCUAUUAAUUCUCAUGCUCAGGAGGGGAUGGUAUAGGUAUAAGUAUUGUAAUCCCUGAUGUUGUGCAACCACUGCAAUGANCUGUCAAUGCAUGACUACAAUGUGAAAUUCCCUCACAGUACAUUAUUUUUAUGGAGGACUUAAACACUACACAAUAAAAUUUUUCUCUCUUUCUUAACUUAGCUUUGGUACCCAAGAAUUCAAUUCCAGGGAAAUUAACUUGCAUUUGACAUUUCAAGGCACUUGAAAUAAUCACAAAAACUUUGAAAAAAUGGGAAACGUUUUUAUAGUGAUGUAUUUGCUGCUAUCGCUGUCAUCAUUGCUUAGGCUUUCUAUUAAUUCUCAUGCUCAGGAGGGGAUGGUAUAGGUAUAAGUAUUGUAAUCCCUGAUGUUGUGCAACCACUGCAAUGACAUUUAAUUUUUUUCUGUUAGUGGAUGAAGUCCCAUUUUAUUACUAUAAUUAUGAUCUUUUGGUCACACUAAUGUGCCCACCUUUUUUGUUGUUGAGAUAAUGAAGCCCUCCAUACCCUGAACAUGCAAGGAAUCACAUUUUUAUGACAUACUGGUGACAAAUUUUAACAAUUUUUUCAUCCAAAUCAACAGGACUAUUCAAAAGAUCGUUAUGCCAUUCUUCCAAUGGCACAGUCUCAGGAGAAAACUUGUAAGUUUAUUUUAGUAAUAAUGUUGACAUAAUCUUCUUUAUUAUUACUUAAAAAGUCAAAUACACCUUGUUUGUCCUUCUGUACACAGUAUAUGUAGAUCAAUCAAGUCUUUCUAACCUGAACACUGUGUGACUGGCACUAAAUUGUAACAGAGGAGCUCUUUCUGCGCACAAAAAACUUGCAGUGGAGAACCAUGGGUAAUAAAAUUUGGUUAUCUAUACAUACAAGACAUUUUGGUUGUGACAGAAUCAUCUGUCUAUACAUCCAUCCCUUCAUGUUAGCCGAUGUAAAAAGUGACACCUGCUAGCUUGGAGUUCAGGGCAUAUACAAUCUGUGUUUAGCUUGAGAUGGUGAAAGCUGAAUUACUUCAAAAGGACUGUUCUUUAAGGAUCCUACAAGGGCUUUGCUUUUAUAGCUGGCAAAAUCUAUAUAAUUAUUAUCCGUCUUAGAAUAGAGAGAUGUUCUUACCAAUGUAGUUGUUAAUAUAGGUUUUUGGACUAUGCAAGGAAUUCAUAGUUAAGGAAUUUGUGUAGCCUCGUACACACCCAGCAGGUGUACACCUUGUGAAACGAAGUUUCAACACCCUUUUGGAAGUUGGGUGGCAAAAUGACAUGGACAAUAAUCACGUGUUAGCCAUCACAGAACAAAAGAUGUUUUCUGACGACCGCAAAGUCUGGUCACGCUAGAAAUGUUGAUUACGUGGAUGACAAGUGAAAUGAAAUCCCGCAUGCGAGCCACUGCCCCUCUGAGAAGUGGUUACCAGUCCCUUGUCCCAGUGCACAAAUCAGCCUGAUCUGCUUAUCCCGGACAGAAGAACUGCGUCUAAAGGGCAAGGAUCAGGGUUUGCAAAUACGCCAAAUUUGGCGUAUUUUAUGCCAAAAUUGUUCAGAUAACUCCACAGAGGUUACGGAGGGAGUUACUUCGACACCAGAAAUUUUUGGUGACAAACAGGUAGCCACUUCGACUCCAGAAAUUUUUGGUAACAAACACAGUUUUGUCCUUACCUUUUUCGCAACAAAUACAAUUUACAUUAUUGUAAAUGUUGUAAACCUUAAUUAAAUCAUGAAAAUUAAAGAAUUAUACUGCACGACAAAGAAGGAAGAGGGUAAAUUACGAUCAAAGUUUACUCGAUGACCACCGUCAUGGAUUUGAGCUUUCCAGGUCAGCGGACUCCCACAGCUACUUCGUGUAUCCCUCACAAUAGUGCGUACAUGCCAGGACCACGUGCUGGAAAGUCUGAAAAUGGCUUUUGUCGUUGUGAUACUUGACUCCAAAUAUUCCAAAAUGACUCCAAAAUUUGUGAAGCAGAAGUCACAGUGACUCCACUCAUCAAUAAAAUUUGCAAACCCUGGCAAUGAUGUUACCACAAUGACAGCAAAGGUCCGAGGAGAAGACGAAGAAAGGACAACAAAGAUAUUUGUGUCCGUGUCAGGUCCUUAGAUUAUUUGAUGAAAGAACCUGAUCUGCUAAAAAGCCUUUACGGAGUUAUCCUUUGAUUUAGAGAAAAUGAGGUAGCAGUGGCAGGGGACAUUUCUAAGAUGUACCAUAGAGUCCUUAUCCCUGAACAGGAUCAGCAAGUUCACCGGUAUUCAGAGAGAAAUAUGGAAACUGAAGGCGGGCCUGAUGUAUUUGUGCUUAAACUGUGCUUACAUUCAGAGACAAACCUGCACCUGCCAUGGUGCGACAACAGUUACAACGAUUAGAAAGACCUACUGGAUCCUUAGAGCUCAGAAUUUAGCUAAGACCAUAAAGUUCAGAUGUGUACCCUGCUGAGAAUUAGAAGCUAAGGUGGAAACACAAUUUAUGGCUGAUCUACCAAAAACCCGUCUACAAACAUUUAUGCCUCUAUUCUAUUACACAGCAUGUGACUAUUUUGGCCCUUACAUAGCAAAAAUCAGUAGAAACAAGACCGCAAAGCAUUAUGGAGUCAUCUCCACUUGCCUGAACACAAGAGCAGUGCAGCUAUGAUGUUGCGUGACAACAGUACGCAGUUAGUUGGCGCAGAAUGUGAGCUACAAGAUAUGAUCAAGGGAUGGGAUGUGAAGCAGCUAAAGGAACUCAGUGCAGAAAAGAGAAUGAAAUGGCAGUUUUCUACACUAGCAGCGCCACAUCAGAAUGGCUGCGCAGAAUCUUUAAUGAACAGUACCAAGAUUGCCCUGAAAAGAGGAAUAGGAGAGCAAGUACUAACACCCUUUGAAUUGUACACCUGCUUACUGGAUGAAACAUUAUCAGUUAUACAAUUGCGAGUAUUCUUCGGUAGUGGAUCGUCUUAGUUCUCCUGCAAAACAAGGUUGUCUGUUAAGAGAAAGAUAGUAUUGUUAGAGCUGCAAAUAUCAGUCAGUCAUUGGACAAUAGGGCCAUUUAUACGAGGAAAAAUAAGACGCGUCUUAAAUAAGACGCGAACUGUACCAUUUAUACGAGCAUGUCUUAUCUAAUAAGACGCAUCUUAGCUAAGCCGCGUCUUAUUUUAGAUGAAAUGUGCCGUUUAAACGGAAAGUUCGCGUCUUAUUUAAGACGCGUCUUAUGUAAGACGCGUCUUAUUUUUCCUCAUAUAAAUGGCCCUAAUGUCUCCCUGUAAUAUUAUUGGCUCAUGUCCGAAAAACAAAAAUUUAUUAACUGUGGACAAAGUUAAUAUCAAAGACUAUCAUUUUUCAGAUGAUUAAAGUCUUAUCCACAGUGCUUGUAAUUUUGAAUUUUUUACGAAGGAAAAAAAUUGUUGUGUUGAGUAUAUGGUGGUAAUAUUAUUCUACUCAUGUUUGCCUUGCCAAUUUUUUGCUAAAUACACAUAAUAAUGCGCCCAUGUUUUGGUUCAACCACCUUUUUGUUUUGUCCAACCAAAAUGGUGACUAAGCUGGACAUCUGUUCUUUCAAGAAACAAAAUCACAGCUCUGGUACUUAUGCUUCAGCACAAUCUUUUUCCAAGAAGGCAAAGUUAAUGAUCAAAUCUUCAUGUGAUCCACUUUGUGGGUAAUCAUCACAAAGAGUCAAGUCUUUCUUAACCCUUUAGGUCCUAAAAGUUACAAACAUCAAUUUUCUCCUUAAAAUAUCAAUACACAAUCAAGAGAAAAGACUAGGUUGUUAGACUUAAUGAAUUAAACACCUAAGAGAAAAUGCUUUGAUCUUCUAUCAAAUUCUCUCAACUUGUUCUUUAUGGAAAUUCAUAGGGACCAGUUUCGAGAAUUUGUAUGCGGAUAUUGGGGCUUAUAGGGUCAAUGGACACCUCUGUGAUGUGGAAGUCGUCCUAAAAUGGAUAACUAGGGUUUUGACCCUAUUUAACCCUUUAGUUUGCCCCAAGUGACUCCAUGAUAACAGCCUGAAAUGAUAACUUGUGCCGUAUGUUGUUUUUACAGCCAAAGUUUGGACCAAAGUUAAAGACUUGACAUCAGAGGCUGUUGGUAAAAGGGUCUUGGUAAGAGCUCGGCUUCACACUACAAGAGGAACAGGUUUGUUUCUUAUCUUAAGCUGGAUUAUUUCAAUAAUUCUUCCAUAUAUUGUUUAGUUUCUGGUACUGUUUUGUGAUAGGUAAGCAGUGUUUUAUGAUCUUGCGUGAUCGCCAGUACACUGUCCAAGGAGUCUGUGCUGUCAAUGAUGUCAUCAGUAAAGCAAUGGUGAAGUUUGCCGCAGGGUAAUGAUGUUUAUUUCUUUGCAAAAACAUCAAAACCAAGAUUUUAUUGAGCAAAUAGUAAUCACAUAUACUAAAGAUGAUCGAGCUGCAAGGAGCAUAACUUCUCUCUGUUGUAUUUUGGAAGUUUUACAUUCAAACCUGUAUUGAGCUUCCACCUUGGCUGAAAGGAACUGUAACAACCUUAGAGACCUCAAACGCAAACAUCAUUAGAUGCAUGUAGAGUUAUAAUAAUCUUACUCAAGUAAAACCACUUUAAACAAUGCUUAUUUUCCUUGAAUUCAUGUUGCUGACAGCAGACAGCAGAACAAUUCCACAAUUUUUUGUCUCUUUGCCAUACAAACAAUCCCAGGUUGGAGUCCCAGCUCAUAUGUUUUUUCCCUUGGUCAUCUUAAAGAGUGGCUUUGGGGGUGUACUGACAACUUUUCAUCUCUCUCUGAAUAGAUAAAUUUAUGACAUAUAGAUGUACAUUAAUUUAUGUGGUAGUUAAGUGUUAAAGACAAAGUACACUAUAGUUCUUUUACACAUAACUCUGGGUUACUUGGCUCGAUGAUGCUCAAAUUGUUGUUUUUUUUUUUUUCUUUUAAUUUAAUUUCAUUGGAUCAUGAUUUACAUUUUUUUGGCAAUAUUCUGCAAAAAAUAAAGCAGUAGCCACAUACAUGUACAUAGACUGCCUUUUAUUUUCAAAAUGGGAUCGAUGAUUUUGUCUUACGCAACACUGUAACUUCUGUACAUAUUGUGCUACAGUAAUAAAAGGUGCUCUCCUAACCUCUUGGCUUAAUUUUUUUUGACAGGAUAAACAGGGAAUCCAUUAUCGAUGUUGAGGGAGAAGUUAAAUCUGUAGAUCAGAAAGUGCAGAGUUGUUCUCAAGAAGAUGUGGAAAUCUCUGUUGAUAAGGUAUAUACGCACUGUUCAAGAAAAUAAUAUUCAGUUUUUUCAUCAUUUCUAUUAAUAACAAUAAAACGUUGACAAAUAAUAAUUUAUGGGAAAAUUGUGGGUGUGGCAUGUCUGUUAGAACAUCUAAAACAAUCUGUCUGUGUUCAUAAAUAAAAUUUAUUUAUUUAAUAAAUUACUUCUUGAAGACAAAAUAAUACAGAUGGAUCCCAAUUUAUCAAAAAGAAACAGGAAAAAUUCUUCGCUUCUGAUGUCGGGAUAUGGAGUAUUAUUUUUUGCCUUGACAGAGUAAAUUCUUUGUGUACUUUAGUAUUGGUUUUCUACGUAAACAAAAAUUUUCUAUGUUGAGCUUAUUUCUUGUUGUUUCUCAGUAGUUUUUGUUGUGAUGGAUAUUUCCUUCUACCCUUAUGUCAGAUUAAUACCAACAAAAAAAUUGUUUUAUUUCUGCCCUCUAUGAACUUAUGCUGUCAUGAAUGAAUGACUUCAGCUAAUUGCUGCAAAUGUUGGGCAAAAACUAUUUUCCCAAAAAAUUGAGCUUCUCAAAUUAAGCUUGAAGGUGCCUUUUCUGCCCAGUUUUUGUAGUUUUAGGCCUGUUCAGUUAACAGAAAACCAUUUUGUGUCUUUCAUUACCGAUGAUUUUAUCAUAUUUUCCUAGAUUUUUGUGGUGAGCUUGGCAGAGCCUAGACUACCUCUUCAGAUAGAAGAUGCAUCACGCCCUGAAACUGAUGAUGUAAGGACUAAAUCUACUACAUGAGAUGCCCUGAACAUUGUGUAUCAUUUGUGUUCAAAUAUUAUCCUUGGCGUAUGUUGAAGAUCAGUUUUGUCCCUGGUUUAAGUUUUAUUUCCCCUUGUUUCAAACUCAAACUCAAACUUUGGAGGGGCUUAUCUACGGAGGGAAAUUUGCGUUUCAAAAUCGAUUGGGCUAACCUUAUAGAUGGAAGUAAAUUUACCGUUUUUGCUUUGUUUUACUUUGUAUUUGAGGGCAAUUUUCCAAGUACAACCCCCGGGGGGCUUAUAUUUGGAGGGACGAUUUAACGGAGGGUUUUUUGCAUUACCGGUUUGGGGGGCUUAUAUUUGGAAGGGCUUAUAUAUGUAGGGGCUUAUUUUCGGAAUUUUACGGUACCUCAGAACAAAAGAAAAUAGAAUUUAAACCAAGGAUGAAAGUAAACCACAACAUUACAUAUAUUUUCCUAUGGUUUGUUUAUGGUAAUGUAUGAAAAUGCAGCUGAAAGAAAGAAAAUUAUAUUAAACCAAGGAUAAAACAGAACCGCAAGAUACACAUCAACUGAAAAUGGCCUUUACAUUACAUUAUUGGGAGAUUCAAUUUUUUCUGCUUGUUGUUGUUUUUUUGAGGUUCAAUAUACUUGGUUAUUUAAUACUCUUUACAUGUUAAGGUUUGUGGAGGUGUGUGUGGCCAAGUGGUUAACACCUCAAACUCCGGAUCUAGAGGUCUGGGGUUCAAGCCUUGCCCGUUGUGUUGUUUCCUUAGACAAGGAACUAUACUCCACUUUGUCUCUCUUCACCCAGGUGUGUAAAUGUGUACCGGCAACAUACUGCUGGGGGGUAACCCUGUGAUGGACUAGCAUCCCAUCCAGGGGGGAGUAGCAAUACUCCUAGGCAUGCUUCAUGCUUAGGAAACCAGGAUAAGCUUCAGCCAUUUAAGCCUUUGGCUCGUGUGUGACUUUACCAUUUACUUUGCAUGUUAAGAUUAUUCUGUGUCUGUCAAAUCUGCGGCCAUCUCUCUAUGACUGAAUGGUAGGGAUGCAACUCUUGGUACCCAUUUCAUUUAGGUGUACAACCACCAUAUUAGUCUUCCAUUACAAGAGAGCUGACUGUCUGUGUAUUCUUGAUUGUUUUUUAAAUUUCUUGGGAGCAGAGUGGGUGCACGAGUCUUGAACUUGGAUCUCUGGAUUACUAGUCCAUCACUCUGAUUGGGCACUUGACCAUGCUACCUUCCCUAAGCCAGGGUUACAGAUGAUAUGGUGCUGAUUUAACCUUAAAGCCCCAGGAUCCACAUACAAAUUCUCCAGACUGAUCUCCAUACAUUUUUUUAAGAAUAGUUGGGAGAAUUUGGUUUAAGAUCAAAGCAUUCCCCCUUUGUUAAUCAGUUUAGUAAUUCUCAUAACCUUUACUCUUGAUGAUCUGCUGAUGUUGUUAGGAGAAAAUUGAUGUUGGUUGCUCUUGGGACUUAAAUGGUUAAUUCCAUGUCUUCUAAUUCCAAAAUAUAGCCAAUCAAACACUCCAAUUUCAUUUGUUAUGGGGUAAUUAAGCUAAUCAAGUCAAGAUCUCAUUGUUUGAAAUUUUAAGGGUCCGUUCCAUUGGGAUGAUCUGGAUCAGAAUCAGUGAUCUGAGAUCACUCUGAUCUGAGCAAAUCAAAAGAACUGAUUAAUCCACCCUGGAAAAGGAUACAUUGGCUCAUUUGAUGUACCACAAUCCAAGUCAUCUCCUAUCACUGAUCCUGAUCUGGAUUUAUCCUAAAGGAACUUCCUUAAAUUUAAGUGAAUAUUUUUGGAUCAUUUCAGGAGCAAGCUCAUGUUAACCAGGACACCCGUUUGGACAACAGAAUUAUUGACCUAAGGGUUUGUUGUUAUUAAUUUUGUGUACAUCUUGCCAUGUUUGUUGAUUAUUGACCAUUCUAUUAUUAUGUCCAUUAGCAUUUAGGAAAAUUUAUCAUUUUUUUUUCUUUAUGUUGCAGACUGUUCCUAACCAAGCUAUUUUCAGCAUUCAAGCUGGUGUCUGCAAUUUAUUCCGAGAAUUCCUCACUUCUCAAGGAUUUAAUGAAAUACACACUCCCAAGAUAAUUUCAGGUUUGAUCUAUUUGUAAUUUAUUCUGAUUAAAAUUAUGCCAACUUUAACUAUUCUCAAGGGUCGUGUCUAUAAUUAGGUGGAGAAACCAGGAGAAAAAAUUGGCCUUUGUCAAGCCACCCCCUCCCAUCCAUCCCACCUUAAAUGCCCUCUCUGAAGGAAUCUUAUGUUGAAGUGCUGUUGACCAGCAACUGAACUUAAUUAUCCCUUGGGUCCCCUCGCACCUCAGCCAAAAACAAGUCAGUAAAUCUGUUUGGACAUCUUUAAUAAACAAUCCAAGGACUUGAGAAAAGCCCCCAGGGUGGGAGGGAGGAAAAGAAAACAGCACCCCAAACGACUGAGCGAUUAUUAGUCAAAUCCCAUCUGGGGGAGGGGGUAAGUAAAAAUAGUACUCGGUGUUUUGUAGAAGUCACCAUGUGGGCUACGUUUCCUUGAAAUAGCAACUGUAUGUCCUGGUGCAUAUCCCAGGGGCUGCCAUAUACAUGCCAUACAGUAGAUACCUGCUGCUGUGAAUUGCAAAUGAAGACUGUCAGUGAACUUGCAGAGUGUUUAGCACAGAUUCCACCUAAAAUAGCUUUGUACGGACUUCUUUUUAAAUACAAUUACGUGGGAUGUUUUCUGCUUAUUUGCUGUGAAGGGUGUGGUUUUCAAGCAAAUAUGUCUGGGAUAGGGUAUAAAAAUCGUAGAGUUUGGGUCUAGAAUAGGGUAUCAUUUUCCAGCAAACUGAAGAAUUGGUUGAAAACUUUAGCUUAGACCAGGGAAACUGGGAAUUAACAUUCAAAAAUAUGAAAUUUACCCGCAACUCAAUUUGAUAGCAAAGAAAUUGUCAACCUCAGUAGUUUUUGGGAAAUAGUGACUUUUGGUUAGGGUGGGAUUUUGGGAGUUUAGUCUAGUAUAGGAGCUUCAGCUGAACUAGCUCUGGCAUAGGCUGAGGGGUCCGGGGUUCCAGCAGUACAUCCUCCCCAUAAAAAUCGCUAAAUUACCCCCCAAUACAUAUGCAUUCUUUGGCUAUUUAAUUAAUGUAAUGCUCAACUUGUUUUUUUUUGUUGUUGUUAUUUUAUUUUAUAGCUGCCAGUGAAGGGGGCGCAAAUGUAUUUGAAGUUACUUAUUUUAAAGGUACUAUAAGCUCUCAGUCAACUUGACAUAUUAAAAAAAUUGUGAAAUAUGUUUAUUUUGUCAUUUUGUAACAUGUGGUAAUGAAAAACAGUGUAACAGUGAAAUGAUGUUAAUGAAGUUGUAUUAGGAGUAAGUUUUUUGGGGGGUCAAUAUCUUUGUAGAGUAAUGUGACUGUAUUCUCUUUUUUUUUAUUUCUCAUCCCCUCACAGGCAAAGCUUACUUAGCUCAGUCUCCUCAACUAUACAAGCAAAUGGUCCUUUGUGCUGACUUUGACAGAGUCUUCACCAUUGGCUCAGGUAUAAAAACCAUUUGACAAGCGACAUUUUUGCCAGAAAGGUGGUCGUGAUUACAAUCAUGGAAAAAACAAUAUUUCAUUCGCAAAAUGUUAAAAAAGGCAAAACUAGUGCAAUAGCUUUGUGUACUUUUAGUCUUUGGUUGCUUUUUAAACGUCAUAGAUAUGAAUUACCUUGUUGCUUGAGGUAGUUUUUCUUCUAGUUUUUUAAGAGGGUAUCGGUGGGACGGUAGCUUCAUGGGUUGAAAGUUGACGCCGGCGGAUUCGCGGUUAUUAAGUAGAAAUUUAGUCCAAGAUUUUGAGUAAAUAUUUACUUCUGUAUAAAUUAAUAUUAACCGUUGUGUUUUGGAGGUUGACUUGGCCUUUCACCUUUAAAAUUUCAAAAUAGUUUCAGAAAUAAGUGAGUUGUAAUGUCUUGUAAUGUCUAGAUAGAGCGUUCUUGAGAACUUGAGAACUAGUGUUUCAGCUUAGAGACUCUAGAAGCCAAAAGUCCAUAAAGAUCAGCUGAAAUAGUGAGAUUUGUAUACCUUGAAAUUUUUCGACGGUUAAUAUUGAUCUGCAUUUUUUAUGGUUGAUGGUACAAAAUUACCUUUCUCAAUGGCUGACAGUUAAGCCCAUUAAGACCCUCUCUUAAUGAUUUGUAUUUUUUUUUUUUUUUUUUUUUUUUUUUGCUGUUUAAAUUUAGUUUUCCGGGCUGAGGACAGCAACACUCACAGGCAUUUAACAGAAUUUAUUGGUCUUGAUAUUGAGAUGACUUUCAGUGAACAUUAUCAUGAGGUAGGUAAAAUAGUAUUGAAAGAUCUGUAAGUUUAAAGUGUGAAGCAACGGAAAGUACGGGCGAACUUCCCGAGAGCGACCACCAAAAUGAAAAGGGUGGGAAGUUUAAGUAACAACAACAACAACGGCUACGAAAACGUCACUUAAAAAGUGAAUUUGCGCUGCUUUAAACUUUAUCUUGCGUAUCCCAUCUCGUUCAAUUCGUCAAAUGUUGGCAAAUUUUUCUGGAGUUGAAUUCUAAAGGACAGUAUCAAAGUUCAGAAAAAGAAAACGAAAGGCGUUGUCUUGUGUUCGCGUCCUCUACAAAACGUGAAACUAGGCAGUUUCACGUCGUAGUCGUGCAAUGACGGCAAAGAAAGUUACAAAAAAGCGUGAUGCACGUGCGAAGUUGUUGUUUUGUCCAACCUAAACCUAUUGCUUUUUUGCCGUUCUCGUUGCCGUCGCCGUCGUCGUUGUUUAAGCUCCCUAGUUAGUGGUCGCUUUCGGGAGGUGGUCGCUUACGAGAAUCGAACUGCAAGUGACCUUUACGAGGAGAAGUGCGGACACAUCAAAUUUGGUGUCAUCCAUGUUGUGUCUAAAAGUUCUUUCCAUACUCUGAGUAAAUGUAGUAGAUACAGCGAUCUCAGAGAUCAGACCAUUGUAUAAAAUGGUCCCUUAGAAGAGGUUAAAAACAAUGGAAAAUUCUAAAACAGUCAUCCUAAAAAGUGUUCGCGGUUGCUUACGAGAGGUAGUCGUUUACUAGGGGUUCCAACUGUAAGGUUUUGACUGGGAAACUAUUUGGUGUUUAGGAUAGGUGGUCAGUCAUGAGAGGGGGUCGCUUUCGAGAGGUGGUCGCACGUGGAGAUUUGACUGUAUUACAAUUACCUGUGAAUGGAAGAAUGGCCGGAUCAUUUUACGUUUCUGUGAAACUACCCACCUGCCCCUCCCCUAAGCUAACAUUAACACUAACUUCUUACUUAGGGCAAAAUGUUGGCUUAGGGGAGGGAUAGGUGGGCAGUUUCACAGAAACGUAAAAUGAUCCAAGUGGCCCAUACUGGAUUACAUUGUAGAUGACUUUGAUUUAUGAUUGUGGACACAUUCCAAAGCCUUAACGAAUCAUACCUUUUAUUUCAUAUUCCUAUGCGCUUUUUGAUGGUGCAUUUUAUUUGUGGCUUCUCACUUUCAACAAACAAGUGAUUGUCUUUUUUUACCACAGGUGAUUGAUAUGAUAGGUCAAACAUUUGUUCACAUUUUCAAGGGAUUGCGUGACAGGUAACGUUUCGUCAACUAUUUUCUAUUAUUAGAGCCCGGGUAUUAGAGUUCUCCUGUAUUUCACAAAGUAAAUGAGUUGGAAUAAUCACGAUGAAGAUUGAAAGAAUGUGAAUUCACUUUUUAAGCGACAUUUUUGCUGCCGUCGCCGACCCUGUAACCUGCGAAUACAGCCGUUUCUCCUCGCUCUUCGCCGCUAGGGACGUUUCGCCAGGAGGAACUUCUGCGCCUCAGCGACAGAAAUUCCGUGCUGAUGACGUAAAAUCUGUCCGGAAUCUUGUCAAGAGCUCUGAUUGGUCGACGGAGUAGUUAUGUUGUUUACGAAUGACUGACAAAAGACAAAAGGCCACAAAGGUCAAAUGUAAACGUGGUAAAUCUACUACAAAACGGUCAAUAUUCCUGGAAUAUAUUCUUCUUUAGAAAAAGCAUCGCAGUAGAACACAAAACUUUAACAAAAUCGAUCAGGAGAAACAUAAAAUCAAACAAAUUUACAUUUGGAACCAAGAGACUAUAAAGGGGACAGAGAGGGCAUCCCUUAUAUACACCCUAUUCCAUAGGUAAUUCGUCUCGAGUUAUUUUUAGAAUCGGGAUAAAGUUACCUCGCGCGAGGCGUGGAUGUUUCGUGGAGGUUUCGCAUGACCAAACGCCGUGCAAAACAUGUCGGGCGAGAGGCAAUGAAAGCGUAAAAAGAUCGAGAGCAUUCCUGAAUAUUGAAGCGAAAUGAGUCGGCGCUCACCUGGGAAAAAGGAAUCGCUGGACUCUUUGACAACCCGUGAAAUCAGUUUAACUCGAAGUUGUCGUAACCUCAGUGCUUUAAUAAAAUGAGAAAUUUCGCCGGUCUAUUGAAACCGGUCGUUUGUACAAUUUAGGGAGUUUAAGAUCCAACGACGCGGACGACAACUAGAACGUCAAAAAAACAAUAGGUUUAAUUAGCAAAACAACAACUUCGCACGUGCAACACACUUUUUUGUUCAUUUCUUUCCCGUUUUUGCACGACUACGACGUGAAAAUGCCUAAUUUCGCGUUUUAUGGAGGACGUAAAUAAGCAACGACGAAAUUUUAUUUCUCUUUCUGAGCUUGAAUAUGGUCCCUUGAAAUUCAGCUUUAGGAGGGUUCGCCUACAAUUGACAAAGUAAGUGGGUAGGAAUAAUCGCUAUAAAGACUGAAAAAAAUAAACAUCAAACCAGAAAUUGCUCUCUUCAAACUGUAAAUUAUAAAUGAUCCUGAGAGAAUAUUCAGUGUGUUAAGGAUUUCCCUGCUCUACUGUUAGCUCUAUACAAAAGAGGAAGGGCGAUUCUUUUUUAAUUUCGGUUUCGCUGACACAGCUUUCGCAGAAAUCUCGCUGUAGUCGUUUUCGUCGACAAAAGGAAUAGCAAAAUCGCUCUCCGCGUCUUCCCCCAUUUUGUUCUGCGUCAUUUCGCGAAGAACGCGUGGCUCUCAGCGUGGGUCAUCCACGCGGAACACAUUCGCGCUAUAUGAUUGGCUGUUGUCUAAUCCCCCUUGAGAUCUGUGGUGUUAAAAAUAACUCGAUACGAAUUACCUAUGGAAUAGGGUGUAUAUGGGGGAUGCCCUCUCUGUCCCCUUUAUAGUCUCUUGUUUGGAACCCAAUGACUACCGGAUUUAUUAUGCAAACAUUGAUUUACGUCAUCAGUAUGGAAUUUCUGUCGCUGAGGCGCAGACGUUCCUCCUUACAUUUGUUGGAUGCAGUUAUUCAGAAUAAACAGUGAUAUUCAGUUGCUCCCGACGAUACCUACACCUAGACACCUUUCUGUAAUAAUGUUUUCACUUCCACAAUGAUUUUUAGGGAGAUAUCAUAACUCCAAUUAUACUACUACAUGAGAAAUUUCUGCAGUUUGAUUGGCUUAGAGCAGUGGUAUUUCAGCUUAAUUUGAAAAACUUACACGUGAAAAUUACAACCUUUCGCGGGUAGUAGUAUAAACAAAUAACAUGAUUUGUACGUAACAUUUGGCAAAAAUACCACUCGUGAUAUUUGAAAAUUGUCUGAAAUUUCACUCGCCUAACGGCUCGUGAAAUUACGUAUAACAGUUUUGAAAUAUCACUCGUGGUAUUUGUGCCAAACAUCACUACUAAUCAUGCUAUUACCUAUUCAAAUGGAGUAAAAAGUUUAGGUACAGGAUAACCCCUUUUGGGGGGUUAUGUUAACUACUCAGUAUUAACUCCAAAUCUGGAGUGAUUUUUACUCCUGAAAAAGAGUUUUUUAAACUCGUUUUUGGAGUUAAAAUAACUCUCCCCCAAAAAGCUACACUGUACGGAAUUAAAUUAAUCCCACUAGAGGAGUUUUUAUAACUCCUUGAAAAUUACUGUUUAGCGUACAUGGAGGGAGUUUGAAUAUUCCUAGGACUUUAAAAUGAUUACUGGUUUAACUUUAAAUUGACUUGUUUCUCCAACAGAUAUGCUGAUGAUAUUGCUAAAGUACAGAAGCAGUACAACAGUGAACCAUUCAAGUUUCUGGAACCAAGGUUUGCUGAAAUGACUAGAACGAUUUUCUUUAAACAAAAGCAUUGAAGAUUUAAAAUGGUUACUACUUUGUGUGAAGCCCAAGUGUGUUUAGCCUGUGUGCAGACGUCCUCUCCGCCUUUUCUGAUGGGAGGGGGCGUCUGUGCACAGGCUUAAGUAUGUGAAACUUCAGGUAACUUCUUCUGUGGGACAGUCUUUCCAUCAGUGGCCCGUCACCACACAGCGGUCCAUCUGCUAUUAUCUGCGAGAUUCACUGGUGUUCAGUGACAGCAUUAGGGAGCUUAAGCAACUACGACGACGACGGCGACAAGUUCAAAAAACAAUAAGUUUAAUGAUCAAAACAACAGCUUUGCACGUGCAUCACGCUUUUUAGUACAUUUCUUUGACGUCUACUGCACGACUACGACGUGAAACCUCCUAAUUUGACGUUUUAUGGAGGACGUGGACAUACGACGACGAAUUUUCCUUCCUCUUUGUGAACUUGAAUAAAAUCCUUAAGAAUUCAACUCCAGGAAAAUUCCCCUGCAUUUGACAUAUUGAGCGGGUGCAAAUAGACGCGAUUAAGUUGAAAGAACGCAAAUUCAUUUUUUUAGAGACGUUUUCACUGCCGUCGUCGUUGUUGCUUAAGGUCCUUUUUAUCAGGGGUCGUUAUGUACCUUCAUUAGUGCUGUCUCAGAACUGUGGCAGGGUUUGUGUGCAGAUUGAAGAGGCGCAUGCAGUCAUCGCAAACCAGAUAGUCAUUAAGUUGGGCGGCAUUAGCUUUUUCAAUGAGUUUGGAAAUGUACUUGGGAUUGUAAACUGGACGAAAGUUAGAAAAAAAACCUCCUCAGGGUCAGCAUUGGCUUUCUUUAGCAAAGGUCGCAGCAUUGCGCAUUUUAGUUCCCUUGGCAUCUCACUAAUAGCAAGUGAUAAGUUAAUAAUCCUCGUAAGCAUAGGUACUUAGGUAGGAUAACACCAGACCUGGCCGUGAUGGAUGCUGGUAGAGGGUCAACUGAACACGACUUGAUUGACCCAGACUUGAUUAACCGAGUAACUUCUUUAAAUGUUAGCGGUUUAAAAAUUUUGAAUUCUGAAUCCGAAGUCAAACAAUUAACAGCAAACGUGGUUGUUGUCAUUCCAUCGACAGACCAGCCACGCGCGAUUUCCCCGCGGAUGCUUUUAUUCUUGAGCGCAAAAAAGUCAGCAAACGCUUUAGCAAGUUCAGCAUCAUUACUGGCCUUUGGAUAUAGCAACCUUCAGAGUUCCUGCGCAAAAGCAUAUUCACAGACUUGAAAAGACGCUUAGGAUCGUUAGAAUUUUCCUGAAUGAAAGUUGAAUAAUACGCUUCCUUGUUGCUUUGUAAUGGAGACCUUUAGAUUCUAAGACGAGGUAAUCUAACCAUCCGUGAAAUUUUGGUAAUCACGUGACCAUGCGCCCGACCGACCGUCCGUCCGCACCACAGGCAUACCAAUGUAAAAUAACUCAACCAGCACGUAUGGCAACCCAAAUGCAACUCGAGGUUAUUUUGGCGGGAAAUCGCAUUGCCACCCGCGUCUUGUGAAGCAGAGACGACUAAAGAGUCAAUAAAGACGAAAACGGGAGGAGGAAAUUGUUUCUGUAUCCGUGUUGUCUAAAGUAUUAAGCUUCAUUAAGCUUAGAUUAAUUGUCAUGUCCACAAAUUUGGAAUAUAGAGAAAAAAUAAAAUGGGCGAAAGGCCAGCGAAGCUCAACGAGAAAAAGAGCGACAGAGAGUUAGAGCGGAAGAUACAGAGCUAUUUGUUGGAAGAACAACAUCAAAAUGUUUUAGCGGCGGUAAGAAAAUGAGAAAUCCUAGCGGCCACCAAGGUGAAAAUGAGCGAGUGAAAAAAAGUGAGCAACAACAGGUACGACAUUUCCUCCAUAAGACGUGUAACUAGGAAGUUUCUGGAAGUUUCACGUUGUGGUCGUGCAAAACAACGGCAAAGAAAUGUACGAAAAAAGUGUGCUGCACGUGCAAAGUUGUUUUUUUGCUAAUUAGACUUAUUGUUGUUUUUUCACCGUUCUCGUUGUCUUCGCCGCUUAGCAUAACACGAUUUUAUAUUUUGUUGAGCAAACUAUAAAUAUUAUCGAGAGCUUCGCUUUUAGCCCUGGCUAAAUCUAUAUAUUAAAUUGUAAUUUUUUUGGUGAAAAAGAUGUACAAUGAAGCUAUCCGGGGUGUCUAUUAUUUGAGAAUACGCCAAAAAACUUUAAGUUAAAUUUCGUACUCGUAAUCGUUCUCGUUCUAGAAACUAAAGAUCCCUAAUAGCUGGUUGACAACGCCUCACUGCCGCAUUAUAUGAUUGAAUCCGCAAGUAGGCAAGAAGAAGCAAAUCCUGUGUUCUGAUUGGCUACCUGAGCUGGCAAAAUAAGCCCAUCGUGGCCGCUCAGGAUUUCCCAUGUCAGUCCCGCAAGAAAAAGUUCUCUUUUUGGCCAUAUAAUAAAAUAAUCCUUUAUUGACCAAGCUUGUUCGGUCAAGAUAGCUGGAUUCUUUGUGGAGUUUUCAUUGACCUCAACUUUAUCUUGGAGUCCAAAAAAGGCAAAAAGGAACUUGGCCAAUAUCCGGCCUUCUUGACCUCACGCUUGGUCAAUAACGCAUAUAUACAGCAAGAAAAAAUCAACAGGACACAUUCCAAAUCAACAACAGCGUGAGCCAUUUGAUAAUCAUCCUCAGCCAUAGUAAAAUGUGUUGGUCAUUAAAGUUGUACUGUCAUCAUAUGAGGUACAAUGCUGAGCUGCCCCGGGGCCGUGGAUUUUCCACAGCUACUAUGAGUAUAACCCCCAGCUUCUUUCAUAGAAAAAACGGAUAAAUACAAUCAAUAGAACUUCCCAGGUGUCCAAAAUCCUGCCUACUAGUAUUGCUUAUACCCAGUAACUUGAAAUCUUCGUGGUCACCCUGAGGUAUCCUCAUAUCAGUAAGCACAAGGUUAUAGUUGUUGCUAAGGCCCUUAGUUUUUUUGUUUGUUUUUUUUUUCAUUUUUUUUAAUUAUUUUUUUAGCUUGGUACUUACUUACCGUGAAGGAGUUGACAUGUUGAGGGAGGCUGGUGUUGAAAUGAAUUAUGACGAAGAUCUCAGGUAAAACAGCCAUGGGGUACAUCUGUAGACUACUGAGUAGUCCCUCACUUUCCGUAGUAGAGCAAGCGAAAUAGUGAGGCAUGUGAAAAUUGCUGUCCACGCCAUUCUCACGGGUGACCAUUUCCAGUAACCUCUCAGGUAGACGUUUUGGAUCCAACGUUUCUGGGAAACAGCUCACCUACCCCUCCCCUAAGCCAACAUUAACACUUCUCACUUAGGGGAAAAUAUUGGCUUAGGGGAGGGGUAGGUGGGCAGUUUCCCAGAAACGUAUAAUGGUCCGACGUUUUUAGGCUUUUUCACGCAUUCCACGUCUACGUGGGAAGCUACAUUUGUAGUUGUAUUCGCGUAUUUUGCUCUCUCUAAAAUCCUUGAGGAGAGUAGCAGAACUGCUCGAAGUCUAGGACAUCUUGACAAUGACAGAGGACGAGGGAAAAGGAAUAUCACCUUUAAGAACGAUGUGCAUGAUUGUGUUUCCUUUUUAGAGGAUGAAACCCAUUAGUAUAUGCCCUACCCCUUCGCGCGCGAUGAUAUGGCUAGCUGGGCGGUGAUUAUCCAAGUACUAUUCACCGCCACUUCGGUAAAUAAUCGUUAUUUAUUUGAUGCUUCGUGGACGUGGGACGUUUAGGCCUUAAAUGAUUCGGAUGAAGCCAAGAGUGCCCCGCUUAAAUUAAUACGGCACAUGCUGAUAGCAUUGUCCUCUUUCACCAGUGCAAUUAAAAAGCGAUUGUCGUUGGAAAUAAGUUUAGGGUUCACAUUUCAGUUAAUACCGUAAAAUUCCGAAAGUAAGCCCCUCCAUGUAUAAGCCCCUCCAAAAAUAAGUCCCCAAACUCUCGUAACGCAAAAAAACCCUCCGUUAAAUGGCCCCUCCAAAUAUAAGCCCCCGAGGACUUGUACUUGGAAAUUGCCCUCAAGUACAAAGUAAAAAAAAGCAAAAACGGUAAAUUUCCUCCAACCAUAGGGCUAGCCGCUUGCCCAAUCAAUUUUGAAACGCAAAUUUCCCUCCGUAGAUAAGCCCCUCAAAAAGGGCCUUUGAAAAAUAUAAGCCCCGGGCUUAUUUUCGGAAUUUUACGGUAUCCUCUAUCCUGUAACUUGCACUUAGUUCAGUUACUUCGUAAUGUCAAAAAUCAUUUAAAAAUAGUUGUAGGCUUUUUGUAUAUGAUGGAUUGUCUUUACUUGUUGUGUACAAGUGACAAACCGAUAUCUACAUCUUUCCCCUUUAGCACUCCAAAUGAAAAGCUGUUGGGCAAACUUGUCAAACAGAAGUAUGACACAGACUUCUUCAUUCUGGAUAAAUAUCCGCUGUGUGUUCGACCAUUCUACACCAUGCCUGACCCACAUAACCCUGUAAGUACUGAAAAACAACAUAAGCAACAGUUAACUCUCUUUCCUUCCCCCGCAAAAUAAGCUGUCGGCAAAAGAAUGGUGUCCGCUACUGGCCAAUUUUGUUUGUGCCUGGGACUGGGUCGGUGUUUUUUCGAAUUGCACUAUGGGAAUGUUUUGCCCAGUUUUCUGCGUAACCUCGCAAUAGUCAAUAGAACUUAUUCACGAUACUCACCUUCUUUGCACGCGGUUUUCUCAGUGCAAAAAAUCGUGGUCGAGUUGGUUUAUUCUAGACAACAGAAAGUGAGAAAAGAUUAUGAGUAAAAAACGAUUCUGGCAAAUUAUGGGUGAAAGUGGUCAUUGCUACUUUUUUGGAUGCAGUUAGCGACCGUGAAUUUCCUCGCACCAAGCAAUAAUAACGAAAAACUUGUUGAUACUCGAACUGUAGACUCGACCGCUAUCAUUCGUAUGUGGCAAAGUUUAUCAUUUGUUUGCCCCCUGAGAUACCACGUGACAUUUGCUUUUAUCCCAUCGAUCCUAAAGCACGUCUGGGUAUUGUGAAUAAGGUCUAUUUAAAGCGAUAGCGACCCAAAACCCCAAAACAGUUUUCUGGAAGAGGAGCCCCAUCGGCAAAAGACCAAUUUCGAAAUAUUAAAAUUCAAACCUGGCUACGAGGUUUAGGGAAUAAAACAGAAGUAAUGUAUUAUUCAUUUUUGAGCCUCAAGAAGAUUUCUUUUGUUUUAGGGACAGACCAUUAUUUUUUGAAGGGGGCGGGGUUUGGAAAAUUUUGAAAUAAAUUGUUUGCAGAGGCUGCCAACACUGAAAUAAAUUGUAUGCAAGUAAAAAAAAGUGUUUGCAGGAAGACGGAGACUCACAAGAAACAUCGUUUGAAGCACGUAGGAGCCGCAUAUGUAUUAUUUAUUUUUUUGAUAAUACCUGAUGUUUGUAACCGUGUAUAAGUAAAGAUGAUGAUGGUGAUGAUAAAAAAUGUUCGCAUGUGAAAAUUUUCCAACCCCCCGCCCCGUCAAAAAGUUAUGGUCCGUCCUUUAUUCCCCUAAGCCUCGGAGCCAAGUAUGAAUUUUAAUAUAUCGAAAUUCCAGGUUGGUCUAUUGAAUACAGCACCGACCCACUGUCUGUGCAACAUUUGCGGUUAAUGUGGAGAGCUAAGUUACAGAAGGACGUGUGAAAUUUUGGCCAGAAGCAGCUGAUCAGAUAUGGCUCCCUUGGUACAGCCACAGCCUAUAAAGAUAUCUGUUUAGAAGAUAUUGCCUUGUCCCCAUUCGCUAGCAAACACUGUCUUUUUUUUUUAGGGGGGGGGGAAAAUAUUUGAGUUAAUGAUUAAGGAAAGGGGGGGUGGAAGGAGUGAUGGGAAGGGGGAGAAACUCCCCGCUCGCGUUCCGCCCUCGUUCCCAUCAUCCCCCUCUCUCGCUUUUCGCUUGUCUCCAGUAUCCCGCUUUAAAAGUCCGUGCUCCCAACUAAGACUUGAGAAAGACCGUUGAGGCGGCCGUAGAGAAAAUCAGUUGAUCACACCAAGGAUUUAAAAAUUAGCUCUUUCCCGUCGGUUGAAUAAGAGUCAUAGACGUUUUAGAUCUUGAUUUUAUAAAUGGACAACCAGAGUCACUUUCGAGUUUGUGAAAGCUUAAGUGUUGAAAGAGAUUCCACAUCAUUCACAUUACAUUUUGUAUUCUCCCUUUCAAGGAAUGGAGCAAUUCUUAUGACAUGUUCAUGAGAGGAGAGGAAGUGUUGUCAGGAGCUCAGCGAGUACACGACCCCACCCUACUGACGGAGAGGGCUAAACUCCAUGAAAUAGGUAAGGUUCCUUGUUGCAUUAUUUUUUUUUUAACCUAUUCGCCCCUGGAUAUUUUGUUGUUGAAGGUUUGUUGAUGUUCUUUCACUCUCACAUGCUUAUGAUUAUUGCUUCCUGACCAUCCACAAAUGCGCUUUAAAUUUUACCGUCUCUUUUUAUUUAUCACUACAUCAACUUAAGUCACAAAUUUAAAUUAUGGGAAAGAAAAAAAGCAGCUCAUGUCCAGGGACCAUGAAUGCGACGUGUAGUUAGAGACCUUUAGAGUAGCCUGCGAGCAAGCUCUCCAUUUGGGAGAGUCGCGAGCAGUCACGCGAGAGCAGCACGUGAAAGGAGACGCGACAUUGUCCUCUCCCGUUCUCUUCGCUCGCCAUAAAUGGAGAGUUUGCUAGCCCUAAGUAGUCUACCUUUAGAGACGAGGAAGAGAUUUUCUUACUAUGUAGUUCGCUUGUGAACUAGCGUCAUUUUUUUUGUUUUUUGUUUUAAUUGCACUUAAAAAAAGAAGAGUACAAAAGAAAAAGAACACAACACAACACUAUACAGCACUGAAAUGUAGAAGUUGUAACAUGUGCAUUUGUUGGAUAGUUACCAGCAUCAUUUUGGCGGGAAAACGCGACAGUCGUCGUCAUCGGGUUACUACGGGUUUUUGGCGAAAAUGUCGUAGUGACGUAACAAGUUUUCAAAUGCCUCAAGUUUUAUCAUUUUGCGAUAGAGAUAUCGCUUAUUAAACUUAUUCAUUCUCUAUUCAUAUAUUCAGAUAUUGAGAAGAUCAAAGCUUACAUUGACUCCUUCCGUUAUGGAGCUCCACCCCAUGGCGGAGGCGGAAUAGGUGAGUUUUUUCUUCUUUUCUAGUUGUUCAUGCAUCUUGGCCGUAUUCUAGUUAAAUAUUCACAUAACCUGUACACAAUAAUUAUCUGACUUGUAAAGCAUCCUGUACCUUAAAACCCGGUAGGACCUUGAGCGCUAAUUAAGCGUCCUUUAGCCUGCUUAGCAAUCGUUCCCGUGCGGUUUCGGAUCAAAGAACGGGGAACGAGAGUCAAAGACGGCGCGAAAAAUGGUGCAAGUGAAAGAGCGGGGAAGGGGGGUGGGGGGGAGAGAAAGGUUGGCUCUCGUUCCAUCCAAUUUUUCGCGCGGCCAAAACAGAAAAUCAGUUUCGUGUCUUACAAACGUCUUUCUAGCAUUAUUUCAAACGUUUCAAACAAAAAACUUUGAAAAAUAUUUAGGCUAACAAGUUUUAAAAACCGCAAUUCCGAUCCGUUUUAGUCUUCUUCAAUUUUGUCCGUCCGUGCUUUCUUUUGUGUUUGCUGUGUUACUUUUACCUUCCCAUUUAACGUUUAAACGUUUAUUUUUAUAUUUUACUCAAUUUGGUGGCAGUUUUUACUGUAUGAAUUAUUAUAAAAUUUCGUCACACAACUCCUUAAAAUGAAUAAAGUGGUUACCCUGCGAGAACAGGUUUCUCUCUUGCAUGGCUUUGGCGUAAACAAACCAACUACGCGACAGGCAAGCCACUUGAACGACUUCGUAAACACUAAAAGCCAUGCAAGAGAAAAACCUCUGCUCGCCGGGUAGAAAGGGUUGGUUUCUAAAGAAACUGUGGCCGAGAGUGAAACACAAAAAUUUGGUUUUAUCGACAUAGUGUAAAAAGAUUGAAAAGCUGACUUGUCCUCGAGAUCUCUUCUUAGCUGUAAAAAAAACGGCGCCAGCUACUCAGGCGCACUUUUCAAGUGCUAGCUCUUCGUCAGAGCAAAUAUCGUUGUCGUCUUAUCAGCCUACAAGGAGUGUGUGUCGAUCGAAAGAAGUUUUAAGGCCUUGGCCAUCUUGAGAUAUUUCGGUAAAUGGUCGGAAGCGUUCGUACAUCCUUCGUGCGUUCGGGAUUGGUUGGGUUUUCGCCCAUUCCCAUUCCCAUUCCCCCAUUCGCUGCGUAGUUCCCUCCCGUCUCCUCCCUUGUAACUUAUAUCGCUUGGGAUCCUUUACUUAACUUUUUUCCCCGUCUCUCCCCUCCCAGGUCUGGAGCGAGUGGUCAUGUUGUACCUGGACCUUCAUAAUAUCAGGAAGAGUUCCAUGUUCCCACGUGACCCUAAGCGCGUCACUCCU